Molecule: messenger RNA, 1636 nt
Organism: Pararge aegeria (speckled wood butterfly)
Lineage: Eukaryota; Metazoa; Arthropoda; Insecta; Lepidoptera; Nymphalidae
Gene: SppL
Product: signal peptide peptidase-like 3
Exons: 10
Coding region: 239-1438 (399 amino acids)
Biological process (GO): membrane protein proteolysis
Cellular component (GO): lumenal side of endoplasmic reticulum membrane; cytoplasmic side of endoplasmic reticulum membrane; Golgi-associated vesicle membrane
Molecular function (GO): aspartic endopeptidase activity, intramembrane cleaving
Source: RefSeq, a predicted model, not a curated record
AAAAAUGUCGAAUGUCGAUCGACAAGUGUAAAAUAGUGCUAUGUUAAAAUUAGUAAAUAUUUCUAUCUAAAAGUAUUUACUAAUGUAAGCAAAUUUCUACGGUAUUAUAAUAAAUAAGUUAAGAUGGAAUCAAGGGGCUAAAAAGUGUUAAAAAUUAGGGGCGGCCUCCGUCCUUGUAAGCUCCAAAAUUUGAUCCAGUGAAGUAUAUAGCUGGCUUGGCUAGCAAACAGUUUUCAAGAUGGCGCAGGUUGGAGCUAACAUGGAAUAUCAAGAGUACAAAUGGGCUUACUCAAUUAUGGACUCUUCUAAAGUGUCAGCUUGCCUAAUUUCUAUGCUGCUUAUAGUUUACGGUAGCUUUCGUUCCCUAAACAUGGAGCGCGAGGCGAGAGAGAGAGCCGAAAGAGAAAGAGAGGCCAGUCUACUUGGUACCGGGGGGAAGUCGACCGCCAGCUCGUCGUGUAACAGUAGUUUUAUUUUUACAGAUGUACAAACACUGAGCACGAUGCAGGCGCUGUGCUUCCCUCUGGGCUCAUCUGUAGCGCUGCUCAUCAUGUUCUUUUUCUUCGAUUCCAUGCAGACCCUCGUCGCCAUAUGCACAGCUAUAAUCGCGUGCGCGGCGCUCGCAUUUCUGCUCACGCCGCUGUGCCAGUACGUGGCGGGGGGAGGGCCGGCUUCGCGGAGUGCUCUGUGCGGACGGUACUCCGCACCGGAACUGGCCGCCGCACUACUGGCAGCUGCCAUAGUUGCCGUGUGGGUGCUCACGGGACACUGGCUACUGAUGGACGCGAUGGGUAUGGGCCUGUGUGUGACAUUCAUCGCUUUGAUCCGCCUGCCGUCGCUGAAGGUGUCGACGCUGCUACUGACCGGCCUGUUGCUGUACGAUGUGUUCUGGGUUUUCUUUUCCUCCUACAUCUUCACUACCAACGUCAUGGUCAAGGUUGCAACCAGACCAGCUGAAAACCCAAUGAACGUGGUGGCACGACGGCUUCAACUGGGCGGGGCGAUGCGAGAUGCGCCUAAACUGUCCCUGCCCGCCAAACUCGUGUUCCCUUCAAUGCAUCACCAAGGACAUUUUUCUAUGCUCGGUCUUGGAGACAUAGUGAUGCCGGGUCUACUGUUAUGCUUUGUAUUGCGUUAUGACGCCUACAAGAAAGCGAAUCUCGUUUGCCAAAUGGGUCAAGUACCUGGCCCGAGAUCUAUGGGUUCCCGGUUGACUUACUUCCAUUGCUCGUUACUGGGCUACUUCCUGGGGCUACUGACGGCUACGGUGUCGGCCGAGGUUUUCAAGGCGGCACAGCCCGCACUACUUUACCUCGUGCCCUUCACACUACUGCCGCUGCUCACUAUGGCGUACGUAAAGGGCGAUCUCAGGAGAAUGUGGAGCGAACCCUUCAUAGCUCCGCCGGCUGGCAAACUGGGUGCAGACUUCGACGUGUGACUGCCUCUAUAAGGUUUAGGGACUACACUACUAAGGUCUUGGCAACUCCAGUUAGUACAUCUUCUUUAGAUACUACCUACCUAUUUUAUAAUGCGUAUUUUAGAUAAAAUCAAAUUGUAAAAUAAAACAAAAUGUAGAUUGAAACUAGAAGAUUAAGGAUAUUGAAUUUAUUGGCGUGAGUUCAGAACAGCCGGAAAA